Molecule: messenger RNA, 1563 nt
Organism: Lathyrus oleraceus (garden pea)
Lineage: Eukaryota; Viridiplantae; Streptophyta; Magnoliopsida; Fabales; Fabaceae
Exons: 3
Coding region: 691-1413 (240 amino acids)
Source: RefSeq, a predicted model, not a curated record
CAAAAAUUUCAAACAACUUGACUCUUGACCUUCUCGAACCCCUUCCUAUAAAAUUAACAAAACCCAUUUUUCCACCCUAUCCGAUUCCAACAACCUAAUCCAGUGUCCAUCACGUUUUUCCCGAUCUACCGUUUUUCUUGAUUUUAUCAACUUGAUUAUUCUAUGGACUAAGCUGAGUUCAUGUUGUAACCAUUUUGAUGUCAUAGGUUUUUUUGUUUGGGUUAGGUUUCUAGUUCUCAAAUCCCUUAAUUCACAUCAGAGUUUGUUUCCUUUGGAUUUAACGUUGUUUCGUUUUGUUGGGUGUGAAACUGUUAGGAGGGCUUCGAAGAGCAUAUAAUAAUGCCUUCGGUGCCUAUUGAACUUCUUCGUCAUUUGGUUCCUUUCAUCACCAAUUUUUAUUAUGGAUCUUUAUCUCAUCGUUUGAAACCUCUUGAAAAAAGUGAUAGGCGUGGUAAUCUUAGUUAACAUAAGAACUUUCGUUUCUUAUAUCGUCCCUUUACUCUUUUUUGGUUUUAUAUUAUUAUCCUAGUUGUUGUUGCUGCUGUUGUUUCGUCGAGCUACUAGUUGAUCGUUUGAAGAAUUGGCUGGGAUCUAGUUAUUUUCUUGUUUUGUUACUGUUUGGAGAGUGCUAGAGCUUCAAACUUUGCUAAGAGUAGUUUAGUUAUAGUACCUAAUAGGUUGAUAGAUUCAAUGGAAGUGUGUUCUUCUGUUAAUGACAAGCAUGGGAGUUGCAUAAGUAGUCUUGAACUCACUUUUAGUGAGUCGUUACAUAUACAAGAUUCUGAAAAAUUGGAGGAUGCGUCUAAGGGGCAUGAGAUAUGCAAUGUAGUUGAGGAAAACAAGGUUAUUAAACCGAAAGAUGCAAAACUCAACAUGGUGUCUUUGAAAAAAUCGGCUACCUUUCCGAAUCCUCGUGAGGCAGCAUCUGUUACAGAAUCACCUUCUGAGCAUUCUGUCCAUCAAGCUUACUCUCGUUCAAUAUCUCUGCCGGCCCCUUCGGAACUUAAAUCUGCCAUGAAAGGUAGUCGUGAUAAAAACGGGGAAGGGCGUGUGAAAUUGACAGUGAAAUGGGCUGCUGAUGUGUAUGAUCCAAUACCUACAUUAGUGUCGCAUACUGUCAAAAACAAGAAACAGCCGAAAUCCAAGAAGAAGAAGAAUGAAAAGAAAAGUUUGAAGAAAGGUAACAAGGGAAAUUCAACUCGAGGGAGCAAUGGCAAAGAUAAAGAUAAGAAACAGUCUCGCAACCUUGGUGAACAUUCUGAACUGUGCUAUGAGUUGUCGGAUUCUCAAGUUAUUGAAGGUUCUUCUGAUUUUGCCUCUGUUGAUGUUUGUAGCCAAGAUUCAAACUGCGGAGCUAGUUUCUUGAAAAAAUCAGUUACAGAAAUGCAUUACUCUGUCGCGGAAGCACAAUGAGUAAACUAUGUAGAAUGCUUUAUUCUAUUUCCUUCAAUGUGCAUAAAUAAAAUUAUGUCAUGCUGUUAGCUUGUAUAUAUAAUGAAAAGACUUGGAUUGUAUGGUGUGAGGUUUUUUACCUUCAAAGGCAAUUUGAAACUCUCUUCUACA